AUAUAAAUAGUGACCACCUUACCAUCUUGGUCAUUCGUGGUCAUCAGAUCUCAGUUUCCUCAGGUUCUUUCCUGUUCACUCCUCAAGCAUUAUGAAAUUCAUCUUGGUACCUCUUUUCUUGGCCUCCGUUGCCAUGGCUGCCGAUAUGGGCAUGAACAUCGCCGGAGCUGCCUACAACUUUGGAUACAAUACUGGUGAUGCCGGUGGCCAUAGCAGAGUAGAAUCCGGCUCUGGUGGCACAGUCGCUGGUAGCUACAGUUACAUUGAUGCCAAUGGUGACAGACGAACUGUCCAGUAUUCCGCCGGACCCGGAGGAUACCAGGCUAGCGGUGAUGUUGGAGUGGACAGGAGGACAGCCGCAGCAGCAGCUGCUCUUGCUGCAAUUGCACCUAAGGCACCAGUCCCAGCACCUGCACCAGCCGCUGCUCCCUGGUACAAUCCAGUUCCUGUAGCACCCGCCUUUGUCGCAGGUCCAGCAGGUUACGUAGCCAAGUGGUAAACAGCUUCUUGUAGAUUUACGCAAUACUUAAAUCUCUGCAUGAAUUGCUCAAAAUCAUAUCAAAGCUUGGAUCUUGCGAAAUGUAAUUGGUUUCGAUGUUGUGCCUUAAAAAGAUCUGUGGUACACGAACUUUUGUAAAUAUGGAGAAGAGAAAUAAAUAGAUUUCUUAACGA
Argiope bruennichi is the source of this 672-nucleotide messenger RNA. Its product is annotated as adult-specific rigid cuticular protein 11.9-like. The coding region runs from base 92 to 499 and encodes 135 amino acids. The record is from RefSeq and is a predicted model, not a curated record. Gene Ontology annotation, cellular component: chitin-based extracellular matrix. The transcript is spliced from 2 exons. Lineage: Eukaryota; Metazoa; Arthropoda; Arachnida; Araneae; Araneidae. Gene Ontology annotation, molecular function: structural constituent of chitin-based larval cuticle.